Mercenaria mercenaria is the source of this 1362-nucleotide messenger RNA. Its product is annotated as actin, cytoplasmic-like. Bases 106 to 1236 code for a protein of 376 amino acids. The record is from RefSeq and is a predicted model, not a curated record. The transcript has 2 exons. NCBI's taxonomy places the organism in Eukaryota, Metazoa, Mollusca, Bivalvia, Venerida, Veneridae.
UUAAAUAAGCUUGAACAUUCAAUCGCUAGUUUAUUUUGAUACAUAAGACCAGGAGGGUCGGGAUUUUUAAUUCUAAACAAGGAAAUAUCACACCAAACUAAUAAAAUGGAUGCAGAUGAUGUUGCUGCUUUGGUUGUAGACAAUGGAUCCGGUAUGUGCAAGGCUGGAUUUGCCGGCGACGACGCCCCAAGAGCCGUAUUUCCAUCUAUUGUUGGCCGACCCAGACAUCAGGGUGUGAUGGUCGGUAUGGGGCAGAAAGACAGCUAUGUCGGUGACGAGGCCCAAAGCAAGAGAGGUAUCCUAACAUUGAAAUACCCAAUCGAACACGGUAUUGUCACUAACUGGGACGAUAUGGAGAAAAUCUGGCAUCACACGUUCUACAAUGAACUCCGUGUGGCCCCGGAGGAACACCCUGUACUUCUAACUGAGGCCCCGCUCAACCCCAAGGCUAACAGAGAAAAGAUGACCCAAAUCAUGUUUGAAACAUUCAACAGCCCAGCCAUGUACGUCGCCAUUCAGGCUGUACUGUCACUGUAUGCUUCCGGUCGAACCACGGGUAUAGUGAUGGACUCUGGUGAUGGUGUUUCGCACACAGUACCAAUCUAUGAAGGCUACGCCCUUCCCCAUGCUAUUAUUAGAUUAGAUCUUGCCGGUAGAGAUCUCACUGACUAUCUCAUGAAAAUUCUUACGGAGCGUGGUUAUUCUUUCACCACCACUGCUGAAAGAGAAAUUGUAAGAGACAUUAAAGAAAAGUUAUGCUAUGUUGCACUAGACUUUGAACAGGAAAUGCAGACCGCUGCUUCAUCCAGCUCACUGGAGAAAAGCUAUGAGCUCCCUGACGGUCAGGUCAUCACCAUUGGCAACGAGCGUUUCCGUUGCCCAGAGGCCAUGUUCCAGCCAUCUUUCCUUGGUAUGGAAUCCUCAGGUAUCCAUGAAACAACGUACAACAGUAUCAUGAAGUGUGACGUCGACAUUCGUAAGGAUUUGUACGCAAACACCGUGCUAUCCGGCGGUUCCACAAUGUACCCAGGUAUUGCUGAUCGUAUGCAGAAGGAAAUCACUCAGCUUGCUCCUCCAACCAUGAAGAUCAAGAUCAUUGCUCCACCAGAGAGGAAAUACUCUGUAUGGAUCGGUGGAUCUAUCCUGGCAUCACUGUCCACCUUCCAACAGAUGUGGAUCAGUAAACAAGAAUAUGACGAAUCUGGACCCUCCAUCGUACACAGAAAAUGUUUCUAGAUUUACAAUUAUGUCACUUAUCCAAAUAACUUUCUAGCUAAAGUGCAGUAAAAUUACUUCGUGCUUUCCAGUUGUUACAUACAUUUUGAUACGCACGCAUUACCGUUUAAUAAAUGAAUAAUGUUA